Messenger RNA from Macroventuria anomochaeta, 3160 nucleotides. Its product is annotated as KEX1 protease precursor. Gene Ontology annotation, cellular component: trans-Golgi network; Golgi membrane. The record is from RefSeq and is a predicted model, not a curated record. Gene Ontology annotation, molecular function: serine-type endopeptidase activity. Gene Ontology annotation, biological process: protein processing. Lineage: Eukaryota; Fungi; Ascomycota; Dothideomycetes; Pleosporales; Didymellaceae. The transcript has a single exon. The coding region runs from base 386 to 2917 and encodes 843 amino acids.
CGUUGCUGUCCUCGACACUCGCAGCGCUCACAGCGUCUUCUCGCGCCAGUCGUUGUAUACCUCCAGUCGUCUCCAGUCGUCGUAUACCUCCUAGACACUGCAUAGUCCUGCCGUCUUCCCGGCCGCAGACCCCUGGCUCGGCGCUCUCGUCGCCCUCGUCGCCCUAGCACUGGCCAGUCGUCGGUCGUCGUAAUCGGCCUCCUUCCCCAGCAGGCCGACGCUACACGGCCACCUUGCGCUCUACACCACCUUUCGCUCUACCCCACUCGUUGGCAAAGACUCGCGCUCCCCGUGUCGCGCGCCGCCCUCGCCCGUGCAAACACGCUCCGCCUCUCUCUCACACGACCGCAGCCGGCUGCGCAUACAGUUUGUAGGCGUCUUCGCCAUGCGCAUCCUCGACAUCUGCUGUCUGCUGUCGGCGGCGUCGCUCGCAGCAGCAGGAGGCCACCACCUGCCCAAGCGCAGUUACGCAACCAACGACUACUACGCUAUCCACCUCUCCCCGUCCGCAUCGCCGUCGGAACUCGCAGCGCAUCUCGGCCUGACAUACGAAGGCCCCUUCGGCUCCCUCGACGACCACCACGUCUUCAAAGCGCCGAAGCAUGACACGGAUAUCGUCAAGGACGCCAGGCAGGAGCUCAAGCGGCGGCGGCGCAAGCGGGAAGUCGGGCUAGAGUACCACCCCCUCGACAGCAUACACUUCACACAGAAGCAGAAGCUCAAGCCCAGGCAUUGGAAGCGCAGUGCGAUACCUCCGCGCCAAAACGUCAACGAUGCCAUCAACGCGCAGCGGGAGGUCGCCAAGUCGUUGAGCAUCCAGGAUCCCAUCUUCAACGAGCAAUGGCACAUCUUCAACGUCAAGACUCCAGGCAACGACAUCAACGUCACCGACGUAUGGAUGCAGGGCAUCACCGGCAAAGACGUGACGGCCUGUGUCGUCGACGACGGACUCGACUAUGAUAGCGGCGACUUGAAGGACAACUUUUUCGCCGAGGGGUCGCACGACUUCAACGAUAACGCAGACCUGCCCACGCCGAAGCUUUCCGACGAUAGGCACGGCACACGAUGCGCCGGCGAGAUUGCAGCUGGGAAGAACAACGUCUGCGGUGUGGGCCUGGCAUACGACGCCAAGAUCUCAGGUGUGCGUAUCCUCUCCGGACAGAUCACGGACAUGGACGAGGCGCUGGCUAUCAACUAUGAGAUGCAGAAGAACGACAUCUACUCCUGCUCGUGGGGCCCUCCAGAUGACGGCAAGACUAUGCAGGCGCCGGGAAUCCUGAUUGAGAAGGCCAUGGUCACAGCGGUUCAGCAAGGACGUGGCGGCAAGGGCUCCGUGUACGUGUUUGCGGCUGGCAACGGUGCCGCGAGCGACGACAACUGUAACUUCGAUGGCUACACCAACAGCAUCUACAGCAUCACCGUGGGCGCCAUCGACAUGAACAACCAGCACCCGUACUACUCAGAGGCCUGCUCCGCGCAGCUGGUGGUCACUUACAGCAGUGGGGGUGGCGAUGCGAUUCACACUACAGAUGUGGGCGCAAACAAGUGUACAAGCCAGCACGGAGGUACUUCGGCUGCGGGGCCUAUUGGUGUCGGGGUGUAUGCUCUGGUGCUGCAGGCUCGCCCUGACCUCACCUGGCGCGACGUACAGUGGCUUACCGUGUUGACAGCUGUGCCUUUCGACACGCCCAGCGAUUGGACCAAAACCACUCUCGGCCGCCUGUACAGUCACCAGUUUGGAUACGGCAAACUCGAUGCAUGGGCUAUCGUGGAGAGAGCCAAGGACUGGCAGCUCGUCAAACCUCAAGCCUGGUUCUACUCUCCUUGGAUGCACGUCAAGAAGCCGAUCCCAGAAGGCAAGGAGGGUCUGGCAAGCGUGUUCGAAGUCACAGCAGACAUGCUGAAGGAGGCCAACUUCGAGCGCGUCGAACACAUCACCCUCACCAUGAACGUCAAGCACCAGCGCCGUGGCGACCUAAGCGUCGAGCUCAUCUCCCCCACCGGCAUGAGCUCCCAUCUCUCCACCGCCCGCCGAGAUGACGACGACAUACGCGGCUACGAAGACUGGACUUUCAUGUCGGUCGCGCACUGGGGCGAAUCCGGCGUCGGAAAUUGGACAGUCAUCGUCAAAGACACCGUCGCCAACAACAAGAAAACUGGCAGCUUGACAGACUGGAAACUGCGUCUCUGGGGUGAAUGCAUCGACUCGUCCAAAGCCAAGCUCCUCCCCAUCCCCACCGAGCACGAUGAUGACGACCACGACAUCAUCGACGACCACCCCGCACACACCACCUCCAUCACACUACCCAGCCACACACCAACCGUCACAGCCAAUCCCUCAGACCACCCUGACCGCCCUGUCAACCAGAAGCCGACGGCGACCAACGGCGCGUCCGCAACUGCCUCGGCCACUACAGCGCCCUCAGCAUCCGCCACCGCGACGCCAGAAAACGAGAACCUCCUUCCUUCCAUCUUCCCCACCUUCGGCGUCUCGCGCCGCACGCAAAUCUGGAUCUACGGCUCGCUCGCCCUGAUCCUCGUCUUCGUCUCCGGACUUGGCGCUUACUUCUACAUCGCGCGCCGGAAGCAACAGAAAUCGUCGCGGGACGCGUACGAAUUCGAGGUCCUUGACGACGUCGAGGAUCGCGAGGAGACCGGCAUGCUUAGCGGCGCGGCGGCGGCGGCGGCGGCGAAGAAGAAGGGUCGUGCGAGGAGGGGCGGAGAGCUGUACGAUGCGUUUGCGGGUGAGAGUGACGAGGAUUUGCUGAGUGAUAGUGAUGGAGGCGAUGAGGGGCCGUAUCGGGACCAGGAGAGGUAUAAUGAGAAGUAUGGGAAGGGGGAGGAUGAUGAUGAUGAUGAUGAUGAUGAGGGGAGUGGGUUGAGUGGAAGUGAGUUGAGUGGGAGGAGGAAAGAGUAGAUGAUGAUUUGGUUUGGGGGGUUGAAUGUGUUUGUACAAAGGGUGUAUGUAGGAUGAGCAUUGGGCGGCGUUGCUUUCGGAUUGCACUUGCACACGUCACACUUACACCAGAGCAAAUCACUCAUCAAGAGAGCUCGUUCGCAGUAUGCGUACAGCAUUGAAAUGGGUAUCGUUGUUCUACAAGCUUUUCCAACCCCGAACGCCGUAUUAUGCAAACACUCCUGGACGGCUCUACGCAACCUU